Messenger RNA from Orbicella faveolata, 2515 nucleotides. RefSeq lists its product as uncharacterized. The record is from RefSeq and is a predicted model, not a curated record. NCBI's taxonomy places the organism in Eukaryota, Metazoa, Cnidaria, Anthozoa, Scleractinia, Merulinidae. Gene Ontology annotation, cellular component: nucleus. Gene Ontology annotation, biological process: spermatogenesis; regulation of DNA-templated transcription. Gene Ontology annotation, molecular function: DNA-binding transcription factor activity, RNA polymerase II-specific; RNA polymerase II cis-regulatory region sequence-specific DNA binding; protein dimerization activity.
CGCAUAUGGUUUAUUUUUGUGCUUUCGCUCGCUCUGAAAUAUUCCAAAAAAGGCCAGGGAAUUAGGAGUGGGUCGCGGUCAAUUUCAUUCAGGCAUCAAUGGGUUAAAGAGGAUACUUUGUACACCAAAAUUAUGCUAUAAAACAUAUAGGUCGUGCUCAUUUAAGAGAAAAUGAGCAUUUAUUUCACUGUCAAGCUUAGUGUAGGAGCACGCGCUAAUGACGCGAAAAGUGUACCCAGUUAAGGGCUGCGCAAUGCAACAUAUACUGACAAAUCACCUUAAGAAAGUCCUGGUCUAAUCUGGCACAUAUCCUACACGUCUAAUUGUUUAAAUGGCCUUUUCUUAGUCACAUGCAUAGAAUGAUGAAGUUAACCCCUGCACUACUAAACCCUAAUCCUAACCCUGACAUAUUUUUGUUGUAAAGCUUAAACUUAUAAAUACUUCUUUUAUGCAGGGAAACCAUUUGAAAUUGUUAUUUGAAAGAAGACUAGUCAGAAUUCUGCCAAAAGGAUUACAUAUUAGGUUCUUUGCUCUCAUUUUCCAUGACCUCAUACAAAUCUUGAGCUCAUAAUCUAAUUGUUAAUUGAAAAAUUAGUAACUGCUCUCAUUACCAAGUUUAAAGUUUAAUGUCCCCUUCAAGUGUACUGCCUUUUUUUUGUUAACUUCUUUGGCCAUGCUUGAACGAUGGUCUUUAAAUCUCUGUAAUAUAAACACCCAUCAUUGUUUGGCCCAGGCUUUAAAAGAACAAUUAUAGUGUUCCUGACGUUAUUCUGGGGACAAACUGGGAAAAACAUGCACAUGGGCUCGCAUUUGGUCACUUGGUCAGGGUUACACAACUAACUGACUGCACUUAAGUGCAUCUAAUGAUCUACUGAGAGAAAUAAUGUCAUGUCACCCACUGUAUUGUUUUCCUUGAACAAAAAGUUGACAAAGUUACCUGAAUGAAAUGUAUUUUUUUUACGAAAAAAAAGUGACUAUCAGCCUUACAAUUGGUGAAUAAAUUAUUUACUUAAAACAGAGUACUCACCUGGUAGUAUUCAUUUUUUCCAUUACCUGUUCCUUUUAGUUGAAAGUGAUCUAAAUUCAGUAAUGGCUACUUGAAAUAGCUGCACUUUGGGAUUUAUUUUGACCAUCCUACUUUAAUUUACAUUUCUCUUCUCCUAGAUCACCUAAGUCUUGGAAUGAGCACACACCAGUUGUUUUUAUUUCUUCUGGACCUCUCUCAGAUUCAGUGAGACUCUUGAUGCAAGAGCAGUACAUUGAUGAGCUAGUGUUCAAGUGCCUAACAUUGGAGUAUGAUCUGGGAAGUGCAGUGAAUCGACUGAUAACACAGCCAGGACAGUUUGCUGUUACUCCUAAGUCAAAAAGACCAGGUAUUGUGAGAAAAAGAAAACUCGAGACAGCACUCUCCCCAGCAAGGAACAAACAGUCUUCAGACAUUGUAGCAAGUCCAACCAGUUGGCAAAGUGCACCAUCAACUGGAGAUUUGCCUUUGGGUCCACCCUUGCUACAUGGCUGUGACUACUCACAAAAUACAUUCCACAUGAAUCCUUUCAUGAUGCCACUACCACCUGUACACCAACAACAGCAGCGCCAGCAGCAGCAGCUGCUGCAAGGCUGUGUUGAGCCCAAGAGUGACUUGGAUCUCCCUGGAAAACAUAUGCGUUAUGGAGGGAUAAGUUACACUAGCAGUCACACUGCCGAGCUACCUUCACACUCUCAAUCUGAGUUUAACUUUCAUCCUAACUCUGUCAGUGGAAGACAUAAAGCACAGGCAAAGAAACAACACUGUGCUCAGCAGUGCAUGCAUAAUACUGCCGAGUCAGGAUAUGCACAGAGUGCUUUUGACCAGUGGCGACCCCCAGUGAUUAUGAAGGUUGAGAAGCAGCAGUCACUGAACAGUGAUCCAAAUAAUAAGGACAUCACAGAGGACUCAAAGAAAAGCGAAGAUUGUAAAGAGAAAAACAUUCAAUUUGAAAGAAAAAAGGUCUGUAAACCAAAAUUUAACAGGAUCUCCCCAAAUAAGGAAAGUUGUGUGCAGACUGCCUCACCAAGUUCAAAAAAAAGCCAUACCUCUGGACAGGAAAGAAACAAGCAGAAGUCUACAGGUUCCUCUUCCCUUGAAAGGAAAGUACAACACUUGGACAAGGAAAAGCAAAGAAGAGAACGGAUCACAAAAUCAUGGCACUGGUUGCGACAACUUGUGCCUAACUGUGAUGCAUAUGCAGACAAGGCCACUGUCUUUGAGAUGAGUGUUGCAUAUCUACACCAUUGCUGGAAAUACCAUGGACCACUUGUGCAAAACAUUAACAAGGAGUUUUCCUCCAAGCAGAAAACCACCAUUCCUCCAGAGGAUAUGGAAGGUAUUGUCACUGAAGUCAUUGAAAAAGAAACUAAAGCAUUUGGAAACGUUGGACUGCAGUCAAGAUCAAAAACUUUAUAACCAGAACAUGUAUCUCAGAAAAGAUUUUUUUACAGGUAGUUAAGGUGGCUCCCUAUAGUUUUACGAUCGCAC